Molecule: messenger RNA, 731 nt
Organism: Selaginella moellendorffii
Lineage: Eukaryota; Viridiplantae; Streptophyta; Lycopodiopsida; Selaginellales; Selaginellaceae
Product: probable 2-oxoglutarate-dependent dioxygenase At3g111800
Exons: 3
Coding region: 29-694 (221 amino acids)
Source: RefSeq, a predicted model, not a curated record
CUUCACACCUGUCCGCUACUGCACCAGCAUGAUGCCUUCGAAAGAAGAGAAGCUCGAGUGGCACGACCACCUCCAGAUGUGGCUCAAGGAAGAGUCCCUCGGAGUGCACCCCUGGCCCGCGUUCCCAGCCAGCUACAAGGACGUUGGAUCCGAGUACGCCAGAAACAUCUUCAAGCUCGGGAAGAGGAUGCUGUUGGUCAUGUCCGAGGGACUUGGCCUCCGCUCAAACCGUCUUCUGGAAGCAUUCGCAGACAUGGUUCUUCUGACGAGAGCAAACUUCUAUCCGGCUUGCCCGAACCCGAGGCAGGCCUUGGGCAUGGAAGGCCACACCGACAGCGGCGGCCUCACGUUUGUGCUCCAGGAUGGAGUCGGGGGAUUGCAGCUGAAGCAAGGCGAGGAUUGGUACAACGUGAGGCCACUCGAGGGAAUGCUGGUGGUCAACAUGGGCGAUCAGCUAGAGAAGCUCAGCAAUGGGAGAUACAAGAGCAUAUUGCACAGGGUGAUGGUGAACUCGAAGAGCUCAAGGCUGUCCGUCGGGGCGUUCCUGGGGCCGUCACUAGACGCGGAGAUCAGCCCGAUUCCAGAGCUGGUGAGCCAGGAGAGUCCGGCAAAGUACCGCAGCAGGACUUAUAGGGAUUACAUGCACGAGGUGUACACGGAGCACUUCUCCGGGAAGAAUGUCUAUGUGGCUUGAGUCUUGGGUAGUCAAAGGUAUCAAUUUUUUUCUCAUU